AUGGUGUCAAGCUCCUUCUGCGCCGCUAGCGCUACUACUUUGAAAGCCCGCCCCUGCUUAGUGUCCGUGAAUGAGGGAGGAAGGAAUUUCUGCUUUCUUACUCUCUGUUCAAGGAGACAACACACCGGAUUUGCGGCAUCUGAACCAGGAACCUGUGAUUCAGAAGCUAGCCUUUCACCCUAUCCAAUGACCCCGGAUAAGAACCAAACAUCUCAUUCUCAAGUGCCUCUGCUGGCCCAGCUCCACCUCCUUUUCUUUCUCUUCCAGCCGCUCCGCUGCCAGGCAGCAUUCAAAGUCCAAUAA
Molecule: messenger RNA, 303 nt
Organism: Prunus armeniaca (apricot)
Lineage: Eukaryota; Viridiplantae; Streptophyta; Magnoliopsida; Rosales; Rosaceae
Source: the annotation of a GenBank genome assembly